AUGCCCCGUCAUACUUCAACAAAGCAUGAUUCUACUAGUUCUCAGAUCUAUUCUACUCAAUACUCUUCUGUACAGUAUCUAUCUGAUUCUAGUCAGUCUGCAGGUCAUUCGCCGCAGUCACCCACAGCACCUUCCCUUUCUCAGUCCUCCCCAUCUUCUGGGACGGCUAAUGGAAAGAAAAAGCACGUCUGUUCGACGUGCGACCGUGGCUUCACUACCAGUGGCCACCUUGCACGGCACCUCCGCGUUCACACAGGUGAACGCAAUCACAAGUGUCCUUUUCCUGGAUGCGAAACACGUUGUUCUAGGCAAGACAACUUACAGCAACAGUGA
Molecule: messenger RNA, 333 nt
Organism: Suillus subalutaceus
Lineage: Eukaryota; Fungi; Basidiomycota; Agaricomycetes; Boletales; Suillaceae
Exons: 1
Coding region: 1-333 (110 amino acids)
Biological process (GO): regulation of transcription by RNA polymerase II
Cellular component (GO): PcG protein complex; transcription regulator complex
Molecular function (GO): RNA polymerase II cis-regulatory region sequence-specific DNA binding; DNA-binding transcription factor activity, RNA polymerase II-specific
Source: RefSeq, a predicted model, not a curated record